Messenger RNA from Cucumis melo (muskmelon), 3191 nucleotides. Its product is annotated as L10-interacting MYB domain-containing protein-like. Bases 231 to 3002 code for a protein of 923 amino acids. The record is from RefSeq and is a predicted model, not a curated record. The transcript has 11 exons. Lineage: Eukaryota; Viridiplantae; Streptophyta; Magnoliopsida; Cucurbitales; Cucurbitaceae.
UUCAUAUCAGCUAUCAUUUCCAAAAAGCAGCAAAGAAAAAAAAAACUUUUCUUUCGUUUUCUUCGAACUUGUGAAAUUGAUGACAACUUUUUUGAAGAUCACCAAUUUCGUAUCGGAAACUCAAAAUUUGGAAGCUCCACCGUCGGUUCCUAAUCCGUCGAACAGCCACAGACUUCUUCUCUUCUUCUCCAAUUUGCAGCAUUCUUCUCGUUCACUUGGAGGUCGAAAAUAUGAAUAACCAAACCAAUAUCAGCAGUGAUCGUUUGGGGACAAAUUGGACUCCAGCAAUGGAGCAACAUUUUAUUGAUCUUAUGUUGAAUCAAGUGCAUAGAGGCAACAGAAUGGGUCAUACAUUUAAUAAGCAAGCAUGGAAUGACAUGCUGAUGAUGUUCAAUGCUAAAUUUGGGUCUCCAUAUGACAUUAAUAUCUUAAAAAGUCGGUACACUAAUUUGUGGAAGCAAUUUAAUGACAUAAGGAAUCUCCUUGAUAAUGAAGGGUUUUCAUGGGAUAAUGCUAGACAAAUGGUCAUCGCGGAGAAUAAUAUUUGGGACAGCUUCAUCAGAGCCCAUCCAGAUAUUCAGUCAUACAGAAACAGACCUCUGAUAAAUUUCAAUAAUCUGUGUUUGAUAUAUGCACAUACUGCUGCUGAUGGGAGAUAUAGUAUGUCAAGCCAUGACUUAGAUUUUGAUGAUGACAUUAUGGGAUUAUGUAUAGGUGUUGGCAUGAAUGGCCUUGCCCCUGUGAAUAAAGAGAGUUCGAGAACAGGCUGGACUCUUCCUAUGGAUCAGUACCUUGUGAAACUUAUGAUUGACCAAGUGAGAAAAGGCUGUAGGAUAAAUGGUACUUUCAAGAAGCAAGCAUGGGAAGAUAUGAUCACUCCUUUUAAUGCUGAAUUUGGCUAUCAACAUAGGAAGAGUUUCUUGAAACAUCGUUAUAGGAAAUUGAAGACAUACUAUAUUGAUUUAAGGAAUCUACUUGAAGGCAGAGGCUUUUCCUGGGAUGAGAAACAACAAAUGGUGGUAGCUGAUGACGGUGUGUGGGAUGAUUAUAUCAAGGCAAAUCCAGAUGCCCAUGUAUACAGGAAAAGGACGUUGCUAAACUUUCUAGAUUUGUGUCUGAUCUACGAUGAUACAAUGAGCAAUGGGCAUUGUGACCAUAUGCAACAAUUGGAGCGUUUUGAAUGUGCACCUGAGGAUAGUGAAGAAGAAGAAAUCCAAUGUCAUGCUGAUAGAUAUUCUUCAAGCAUGCAAUGGUCUUUUGAAAUGGAUGGUUAUUUUAUGGAUCUCAUGCUGGAGGCUGUGGGUAAAGUGAAGAAAUUUGAUUACAAUGAUGAUCUUAUGUGGACUAGCAUGAUUUCCUCGUUCAAGGAAAGAUUUGGACUGGUAUUUAACCAAGAUUCUUUUAGGAGGCAUUUCAAAAGUUUGGAGAAGAAAUACUAUGAUUUGAAAAAUAUUCUCAAACAGAGAGGAUUUUGGUGGGAUGAAAGACGGCAUUUAGUAAUUGCAUACGGUGACACUUGGGCUGCAUAUAUUAAGGAACACCCACAUGCAAAAUCUUACAGAACUGGUCCAAUACCUAGCUAUAAUGAUCUGUGCUUGAUUUAUGGAAAUUUAGUACCUGAUAGUAGGCCGGGGCCGAAACAUUUAGACCAAGAAAUUGCCAGUGACGGGAAGGAUGCCAAAACUAGCCAUACCUAUCGCUGGAGCUCUGAUUGGACACCACAAAUGGACAGAUGCCUUAUUGAUCUAAUGUUAUAUCAAGUUCGCACUGGAAAUAUGGUUGACCAAAAAUUUAAUAAACAAGCUUGGGAUGAUAUGGUUUCCAAGUUCAAUGCAGAGUUUGGGCCUCAGCAUGAUGAAGAUGUAUUAAAAAGUAGAUUUUUUAAUCUUAGGAAAAGAUUCCGUGAUAUGAAAUUCCUACUUAAUCAGGAUGGCUUUGUCUGGGAUGAAUUACUACAGAUGAUAAUUGCAGAAGAUGACCUCUGGGACGCAUACAUUGAGGAAUAUCCAGAUGCAAGAUUUUACAAGAGCAGGGCUCUUCCAAAUUUUAAUGAUUUGUUCUUGAUAUUUGGAAAGGACAAUACUUCAAAUCACCAACAUUAUUUAUUUAACUCUGUGGAUGCUGACGACAGUUACCCAGAAGUAAAUAUUGUAAAUGAAGUGGAGGAGCAAUUCUUUUCUGAUAAUAGUGAUGAGACAAUAAUUGAAUGGACGAAUGAGAUGGAUGAUCAUUAUGUUAACCUCAUGCUCGAGCAAGUACGUAGGGGGAACAAGACUGGAUCUAUGUUCACAGAUCAUGCUUGGGCCUGGAUGGUGACCUCAUUUAACAAGACAUUUAAACUUACUUGUGACAGAAAUUUCCUUGAAAGUCGAUUCUUUACCUUGAAGAAAGAAUAUAAAGACGCUCAACAUAUGGUUGAUCAGAAAAAUAUGUCACGUGCUAGAAUUCACCAAUCUACAGCAACCAAUAAUGAAGUCUCUGAAACUCACAUUAAGGAGCUUGCUAAUGAUAGUGAAAGAGGAGGCAGAAGCUUUGAUAGGUAUGAAGAUUUGUGCAUGAUAUAUGAAGACCAGUUUGAAGAUGAAAGAUUAGGUAGUUCCAGUAUGAAUGUAAAGGUUGAAGAUGGCACUCGGAAAAUUUGUAGAAGCGAUUUGUUUUCAGAAUGUAAAUCUCAUGGAAGGGAAUGUGAAGUAUCUUAUCAAAGAAAGAGGUUAAAAUCUACCACUCCAUCAAUUUCUGUUGGCAACAAAAAGGUUAAGAGAAUCAAGGACGAGAUGCAGGAAAUAGGUAGUAAUAAGGCAAGUUUGAUGAAAAAUGUGGUAAAUGUUGUAGAUUACUCAAUAGAAAAUGUUGUUUCUGCACUCCAAAGUGUGCCAGACAUGGAUGAUGAGUUAUUUUUGGAAGCUUGUAAACUUUUAGAAGAUGAAAGGAAGGCCAAGGUGUUUAUUGCGAUGGAUGUCACGACACGAAAGAAGUGGUUAUCAAAAAAAUUCUGCCGAUAGCGUCUCCUGUGGAUUUUUGGUAAGCACUGAAAUAAAAAAUUUAUCCUUGUAAUCUAGAUUAUAUAGGAAUUUAGAUUAAACUCUCUCAAAGCAAGGUUUUACCUGCUUGCUAUAUAUAUGUAUUAGAUUGGAAAUAUCUUUGUUUCAUGCUUUUGCAAUCAGUUUUAAUUUCGUUUCCAUAGUUUAAAA